This is a messenger RNA of Aplosporella prunicola CBS 121167, 1257 nucleotides long. RefSeq lists its product as uncharacterized. The record is from RefSeq and is a predicted model, not a curated record. Bases 1 to 1257 code for a protein of 418 amino acids. The transcript is spliced from 2 exons. Lineage: Eukaryota; Fungi; Ascomycota; Dothideomycetes; Botryosphaeriales; Aplosporellaceae.
AUGAUGCAAGGCCGAGAAGGAAGUUCUAUCCGGGUCUCGAGACUGAAACGCCCCGACGAGAACGUCAGACGGGCGUUCCCCAUCUUCUUCAUGCGCUUCCAGCUGUCGUUGCUCAUGCACCGUUUCUGCACCUUUACGCAAGAGGGCAUGUUCGAUCCACCCCAGAUGGCCGACAAAAUGGAUCGACUCUUUCAGGACAUGCGAGCCUGGAAGAGCGUCGUCUUGGAAGAGUACUGUCCGGAAGGGCGAAUCCAGCCCGACAUGCCAAACUACCACCACAUAAUCUAUGUCCACCUGGAAUACUACAUUGCGCUAUUAGGCCUGUCGGUCGUCAUCGGGGCCGCAGCGCGGCUUCUCCCAGGCCAGACCAACAUCCGGCAGCACAACUCGACGUACAUCCGCGACUACCACAACAUCCGGCUCAUCUACUCGCGGCGCAUCCUCGAAGUCAUCUUCAUGAUUUCCGACUCGCGAAACCACCAGCCCAACGUGACCUGCUGGCUCAGCUCCGUCACGAUCCUCGGGCCCUUCUCCUGGCUCUACGCCCACGUCAUGGACCACCCGGCGCACCCGCUCGCGCGCGCCGACCUCAAGCUCCUGCACAAGGCGUGCCAGAUCUUCCACGGCUACGUGACCGACUCGCCGCGCAACAAGGCGCUCGAGGAGCUGCUGUUCACCAUGCUGCGCGCCGCGUCCAUGCAGGUCCUGUACUGCGUGCCGGCGUCGCUGACCGCCGACGCCAACACCCCGGGCGCUGCGUUCCCGCCCUUUUCCUCCACGAAUAUCCCCGCUGCUGCGCCGCAUAGCUUCCCCAUGCACACGCCCUACUCGCCGAACCUGGCCGGUGCCGGGUCCGCGCACGCGCACCCGCAGUUUCCUCCGCACAACCAGCCGCCGCACGCAUUCUUCGACUUCUCGGGCGCAGCCGCCGAGGCGCUGUGGGCGUUUGCGCCGGGGGCCGCGUCGGCGUCGCCCGCGUCGUCGUCGGCGGGUGCGCGUGCCGUGGUGCCGCUUCCCCAACAGCAGCAGCAGCAGUAUCUGGUGAGUCCGGGGGGAGCGCAGCAGCACCACCACCAGGGACAGCAGCAGCAGCCUCAGCAGAGCCAGGCCCAAGGCCAGGCCCAGGACGAGCCCGCGGGCACCGCGUACGCGGAACAUCCGCUUUUCCCCGACGACGUGGAUUUAGGGCUCAUGAUGCCGGAGGCGCUGGGGGGGUUCUUUGGCGUCGAAGAGUUGGGGGAGGCGUUUUUUAGGUAG